AUGAGUACACAGACUCCUGGACCCUCUGCUCCAGUGGCAACUGCACUUUCUCCUGUUCUGUGGCAGAUAAUCUACCAGAUGGAUUCGAUAUCUACAGUGCUGAUGUUGAUGAAAGCAGACAAAAAGUUCUUUAUUAAAAUUAACAUCACUUUUGCGAUCAUAUAUUUAAGAGAUAAAACUAGCUCUAUUAAACUCAAAACAGCUUUCCUCAAACAGGCAUUUCGAUCAUUACGGUCAGACAGUGCCUUGAUUCAAUUCAACCGUCGGCUAAAGAGGUGUGAUUAUGACUUGGUUGCAAGGAGGAAAAUAGUAGAGGCUCGUGCUAGCUCUGACCUCCAGAAGGGCUUUGAGCUGCUGGAUUUAGAUAAUGGGAUAGGAUGGGAACAUCUGACAUCAACGGUUCGCUAUAAAGCGAGACAAAGGAUCAGUGCAAAAGCAGCUUUGGCUUACCCUUACUUCGAUAGGGAUGGGCUGUUAGCUCUGUCCUUCAUACGGAAUAUGAAGCUGCAGUUCUUUAGGGCUGCACAGCAAGAUUAUUGGGAAGCUGCCAAUUGGGUAAUCACUUUAAUGGCAAAAUCUGGAACAGAGAGAGGGUGGCUUCACAGAAGCACAACUUCAGGAGCUCAGAGUCUGUAUCAAACUAUAGUUAGAUUGCAUUCUUGCAAGCAUCAUGAUACCCUUCAACUGAGGUUUUUCCUCGUUGUGCAGGAUAUAGAGCGUAAGAAGGAAGCAAGUCCACAACCAAAUGCUCUUGCUUCCGCUCUUCUACUUCGGAGGAAGAUUGUCAGAACAUUGAAUGAGAGCAUGGAUGAACUUAGCAGACACAGUGAAAGUAUAUGGUGA
Molecule: messenger RNA, 843 nt
Organism: Durio zibethinus
Lineage: Eukaryota; Viridiplantae; Streptophyta; Magnoliopsida; Malvales; Malvaceae
Source: RefSeq, a predicted model, not a curated record